AUGCAACAUAUUCCUCCAAAUGGUUGGGAGUCCAACCAUCCAUGUGUGCCCAUAAUAAAGAGCAGACAGACUUUACCGACGCUCCCCCUUUGUCACUUCCUGUUAUGGAUUCUAUUAGGGGUUCUCACCUUCCCCUGCUGCGUUCACUGUCUAAUCUUCAAAGUGGGAAUUUUGGGGCCUUGGAACUGCGACCCUGUUUAUUACAGGGCCCUUCCCACCGCAGCAGCCAAACUAGCUGUGAGCAGGAUCAACAGAGACCCCGGUCUAGAUCUAGGUCUAACAAUGGACUUUAUUGUCCUGCAGGAGCCUUGCGAAACCUCCAAAGCCCUCACGGCUUAUAUUUACUACGAUACUUCAGCGAACGCGUUUGUUGGCCCCACGAACCCGGGAUACUGCAUCGCUGCAUCCCUGCUGGCCAAGAACUGGGACAAGGCGCUGUUCUCCUUCAGCUGCCUCACCUACGAGCUGGAGCAAGUGACUGGAUACCCAACUUUUGCGCGGACAAUCCCGUUUCCCGUGGACGUGUUGUUCACCGUGUUUAAACACUUCAGGUGGGCCAACUCCGCGGUGGUCUCCUCCAAUGAAGACAUCUGGAUAGACACCGCUGGGAGAGUGGCUGUUGGCUUAAGGAGGAAGGGGCUUCCCGUGGGUCUGGUUACAGCCAUGGGUCUGAACGAUACGGAGGUAGAGAGUACGUUGAGAAAGAUCCAAAACGCAGGAGAAAUAAGGGUGAUCAUAAUGUGCAUGCACUCGAUCCUGGUUGGUGGAGAGUACCAGGCCACUUUUCUCACAAAGGCACACAAGAUGGGCAUGACUUCAGGAAAGUACGUGUUUGUGCCCUACGAUACUCUCCACUACAGCGUUCCCUACAGCAAUGUCUCCCACCUCGCUCUCCAAAACAACAGCCUUCUGAGGAAGGCCUACGACGCCGUCCUCACCAUCACUGUGGCCUCUGAGCUGCUGUCCUUCAACGAGGCGUUCACUGCAGCCAAGAGGAGCCAGGAGGUGACACUGCCAGUGGAGGCUGAGCAGGUUAAUCCUCUGUUUGGAACCAUCUACAACAGUAUAUAUCUGCUGGCCAGGUCCAUUCAUAAUGCCAGGAAAGCUGGCAUGCUUCUGUCAGGCUCAAAUCUGGCCUACUUCUCCAAGAACACAAGCUUCAGUGGCUUCAACCAGAAGGUGCUGGUGGAUACAAGCGGGGAGGUUAAGACCAACUAUGUUAUUUUGGACUCAGACAGCAGGAGCAGUCAGCUUUACCAGACCUACUUUGUGGACCUAAAGGCAGGAGAGCUUCGUUUUGCAGGAAAGUCUAUCCAUUUUCCAGGAGGAUCCCCUCCAACGGCCGACUCCCGCUGCUGGUUUGACGAAAAGGUCAUCUGCACCGGAGGUGUGGAGGUGUCUUACAUAAUAAUAGUAUUGGCGGUGAUCCUCAGUUUGGCUGUAGGAGGGCUCUUCAUAACUCUUUUCAUCAGGAGGAGACUUCAACAAAUCCAGCUGAUCAAGGGACCCAAUCGCAUCCUGCUGACUUUAGAAGAUCUCACUUUUAUUAAUCCUCAGCUUAGCAAAAAGAAAAUUACUUUAGAGGAUCUGAGUGAGUCAAGGAGCGCUUUGGAUGAGAAGUCUGCAGACCCAUCCCAUUCUGUUAACAGCAUGCAGACAGCAACGCACGAGAAUUCAAACGUCGCUGUCUAUGAGGGUGACUGGGUUUGGCUCAAGAAAUUUGAAGAGGGCCAAUUUAAGGAGUUAAAACAAAGCACAACAAAGAUUUUCACAAAGAUGAAGGACUUGAGAAAUGAGAAUGUGAAUCCCUUCCUGGGCUUCUUCCUGGACUGCUUCAUGUUUGCUGUGGUGACAGAGCACUGCUCUCGGGGCAGUCUCCAGGACCUGCUAAGGAACGAAGAUGUAAAAUUAGACUGGAUGUUUAAGUCGUCACUUUUACUUGAUCUUAUCAAGGGUAUGAAAUAUCUCCACCACAGGGAGUUCCCCCACGGCAGACUAAAAUCUCGAAACUGUGUGGUGGACGGGCGCUUUGUUCUGAAGAUUACAGACUAUGGCUUCAAUGAGCUGCUGGAGUCUCAGAAAGCUUCCUUUGAAGAGCCGCCACCUGAGGAGCUGUUCUGGACAGCCCCUGAGUUCCUGAGGGAUCUUCCAAAUUUCCGUAAAGGAACUUAUAAAGGAGAUGUUUAUAGUUUUUCUGUAAUUCUUCAGGAGGUGGUAGUAAGAGGGCCACCAUACUGCAUGCUGGAUUUACCCCCCGAAGAAAUCAUCCGUAAAGUAAAAAAACCUCCACCAAUGUGCCGUCCCACAGUCGCACCGGAUCAGGCUCCACUUGAAUGUAUUCAGCUAAUGAAGCAGUGCUGGAGCGAACUGCCUGACCGCAGACCAACUUUUGAUGAGAUCUUUGACAGGUUCAAGAUCAUUAACAAAGGCAAGAAGACCAAUAUCAUUGACUCCAUGCUGAGAAUGCUGGAGCAGUACAGCUCUAAUCUGGAGGAUCUCAUCAGAGAGAGAACAGAGGAGCUGGAGGUGGAAAAGCAGAGAACGGAGAAGCUGCUUUCUGAGAUGCUUCCACCUUCUGUUGCUGAGGCUCUUAAAACGGGCGCCUCAGUGGAGCCAGAGUACUUUGACCAGGUGACAAUCUACUUCAGUGACAUUGUGGGUUUCACAACCAUCUCUUCGCUCAGUGACCCCAUUGAAGUGGUUGACCUUCUGAAUGACCUCUACACGCUGUUUGAUGCUGUACUCAGCAGCCAUGAUGUUUACAAGGUGGAGACCAUUGGGGAUGCUUACAUGGUGGCAUCGGGUCUGCCUAAGAGGAAUGGCAACAAGCAUGCCGCAGAGAUAGCCAACAUGUCUCUGAACAUCCUCAGCUCAGUGGGCUCAUUCCAAAUGCGACACAUGCCAGAUGUGCCCGUCAGGAUACGAAUAGGAAUUCACUCAGGGCCCUGUGUUGCUGGCGUUGUAGGACUGACCAUGCCUCGGUACUGCCUUUUUGGAGACACCGUCAACACUGCCUCUCGUAUGGAAUCCACUGGGCUGCCUUAUAGAAUCCAUGUAAAUUGUAGCACUGUGAAGAUCCUCCGUUCUCUUAAUGAUGGAUAUAAAAUAGAAGUUAGAGGCAAGACAGAACUAAAGGGUAAAGGUAUAGAGGAGACCUACUGGCUUGCCGGGAAAACCAACUUUGCAAAACCUUUGCCAAAACCACCAGAAAUAAGACCAGGGGAAGACAAUCAUGGGCUGAAACCUGAGGAAAUAGCUGCGUACAGGAGAAAGAAAGCCGAGAAAAAGGCUUGACCGUCUCAGGUCAAAUGCAGGAGGGACAACUGGCAAGAGAUGGUGACAGAAGAGAUCAAGUCUCAUUUCCGCAAGGCCAACAGGCAGGUGGACAAAAAAAUCUGAAUCAAUGAGAGGAAGAGGAGCAAAUAAAUCAAAGGACCUACAAAGGAGCAUAGGACAGAGGCAUCUAGAUGAAGAAAGAGAAGAAAAGCUGAGAGGGGCAAGCACAGGGCUGAAAGCAGCACCCAGCCUCUCAAUGUGGCUUAAAGCAGACUUGUUUAAGAGGAUUGUUCAUCAACUGGCUAAUCUACCUUCAGCCAGCACAGCAGAACAUGA
Molecule: messenger RNA, 3612 nt
Organism: Gambusia affinis (western mosquitofish)
Lineage: Eukaryota; Metazoa; Chordata; Actinopteri; Cyprinodontiformes; Poeciliidae
Gene: gucy2f
Product: guanylate cyclase 2F, retinal
Exons: 19
Coding region: 1-3294 (1097 amino acids)
Biological process (GO): intracellular signal transduction; protein phosphorylation; cGMP biosynthetic process
Molecular function (GO): ATP binding; protein kinase activity; guanylate cyclase activity
Source: RefSeq, a predicted model, not a curated record